Messenger RNA from Entrophospora sp. SA101, 1233 nucleotides. The record is from the annotation of a GenBank genome assembly. Lineage: Eukaryota; Fungi; Glomeromycota; Glomeromycetes; Entrophosporales; Entrophosporaceae.
AUGCAAGAUUAUGCGCAACAAGAGAAAGAGUUCCAGGCAGGAAUUCCACCACGUCUCGUUUCUGUGUUUUAUACAAUAUUUGAUGAGGAGAAAGGGCCUAAAGUAGUAUUUGAAGUUCCGGAAGGUUCAAUAAUUCCCACAGAGUCUUCAACUCCUAUCAUUGAUUUCGAUUCCAUUUCAGAAUACAUUAUUCCUAAACCAAAAUUAUGUGGACACUUGAUUAAUAUUUCUACAGAUACUUACAAAGUAUUAGGACAUCCUAUCAAUAUCAAAGAUGAAAAUUAUCCAAGAAAUUUUUUUCUAUUCAAUCUUUGUUUUGUGUUUGCUUAUAAUGCUGAUACUUCUAGUUAUGAACCAGUCGUAAGAAAGGUUGCAAGGGUAUUGACUUCAUUGGAGAUUGAAAGCAAAUUUCUAUCAAAUGAAUCAACUAAAGGUUUUAUGUAUAAUAUAAUUGAACAAAUAUUAGAAGAUCUUAACAGUUAUUGUGAAUGUCAAAUUCCAAUAAGUGAAGAUCCAUCAAGUACAAUCAAUUUAAAAUUAUUCCCAACAUAUAGAAAUCCAUCAACAGUGUAUGAUUAUCAAGUCCCUAUAUGUACAGUAAAUCUUGGAGCAUUGAUGGAUGCUAAUUGGGAUAUAACAAUGAAAAAAAUUGCAACUCGUAUAAAUGGAAUACAUCAUGUUAAGAAAAUAGCAGAAUUAGCAGAUGUUAAUUAUGUGCUUGCAAGAAAAUGCAUGGAGCAUUUAUUGUAUUAUGGUUGCAUUAUAAUUAUUGAUAUUUUUCAGUUUUCAAAUGUUUAUGCAGUUAAGCCUGAUAUAACAAAAAUAAUAGAGGAUGAAACAUUACAAAGUGAAUGUUUGUUGUAUGUUAGAAAACCAAAUUUAAUGCCACCUUCAUUUGCCAAACUUUUUUCACUGUAUUGUUCACUUAAACAUGGAGAUACAGUGAAAGAAUGGAUAAAAGAAAAUAAAGUGUAUAACCUGAACAUUGAUAUCAGGAGAUUUAUUUCAUUCGGAGUGAUUAAAGGGUUUCUGUAUCGUGUUCAUAAAUAUCCAAUAUUACAAAAAUCAAUUGAUGGCAAUGAUAAUAAACAUAUUAAUCUAUCACCUAAAUUACAAAGAUUGCUUAAUGGUAAACACCAUUAUGAUGAAAUAUGUACAAUGGAAAACUGUAGCGUUAGAGAGUUGGACGAAAAAUUAUCCAAAAUACUUGAAGUAAAAUUCAUAUGGAGAUAG